UGCUUGGUAAAUAUGUACAGUCAGCUGCUGGUCAAAGCGAACAUUCUGGGCAGCGUUGGCUGUGUGGACAGAGGAACUUAGAUAAUGAACCUUUGAAGUCCCUGCCCACGUCCCAGUGCUCUUCACUCAGCGUCUUGAAGCCGGGGUGUAGUCUCAUAUUCUGUUGAAUACCAACGCUGGAAUCUAACUCAGCCUGCUCUGUCCAAAUUAAAACACCAUUCAUUCGUAUGAUCAUUUUGGGCGACGCUCUCUAAUUAGGACCAUAUGAUGAGACGUCUGCUCUUCGUCUAAACAAAAGGCUUCUGUUGAGACAAGGGAAGUCAAGAUUACACAAUAAGGAUGGGAAUCCUUAAACUACUGAAAGCUCAGUUCCUGUGCCAUCUCAUCAUCUGUUACGUGUUCCUGGUCAGUGGGUUUAUUAUCAACCUGCUGCAGCUUUGUACUCUACCACUGUGGCCCAUUAACAAGCAGCUUGCACGCAAGAUCAACUGCCGAUUGGGUUAUUCCAUUUCUAGCCAAAUGGUGGCACUGUUAGAAUGGUGGUCUGGAACAGAAUGCACACUUUACACAGAUCCGGAAAGCUGUCUUCUCUAUGGCAAAGAAAACGCCAUUGUUGUUCUCAAUCAUAACUUUGAGAUCGAUUUUAUGUGUGGUUGGACCUUCUGCGACCGAUUUGGUGUUUUAGGGAGCUCAAAAGUGUUGGCAAAGAAAGAACUUUUCUAUGUUCCUGUGAUUGGCUGGAUGUGGUACUUCCAGGAAAUCAUCUUCUGCAAAAGGAAGUGGGAAGAGGAUCGCAAGACAGUAGUGCAGAGCCUUCGCAACCUUUGGGAUUACCCGGAAAACUUUUGGUUCUUGUUGCACUGUGAGGGUACACGAUUCACUGAGAAGAAGCACAAGAUUAGUAUGGAGGUGGCGGAGAAGAAAGGUCUCCCCAAACUCAAGUACCAUCUUCUACCUCGGACCAAAGGUUUUUGCGUCACAGUCCAGAACCUCAGGGGAACGGUUACUGCUGUGUACGAUUCUACGCUUAAUUUCAGAAACAACGAAAUGCCAACUUUACUAGGAGUGCUCAAUGGAAAAAUGUACCAUGCUGAUUUAUAUGUGAGACGGAUUCCUUUGGCCUCAAUUCCAGAGGACGAGACGGAAUGUGCAGCCUGGCUCCACAAACUCUAUCAGGAGAAGGACCAAUUCCAAGAGCAUUACAGACAGACAGGUCGGUUCCCUGGCCCCAUUAUGAGCCCCCCGCGGCGGCCUUGGUCCCUCCUGAACUGGCUCUUCUGGGUCUGUGUGCUGGUCUACCCUCUCUGCAUGCUACUGCUGCAACUGCUGCUGUCAGGGUCCACAGUCACUGUCAUCUCUACAUUUGUAUUCUGUCUAGCAGCAUCAGUUGGUAUCCACUGGAUGAUCAGACAGACUGAGAUUGACAAGGGUUCGAACUACGGGAACAGAGAGUUGCAGAUGAACAAUAACUGAGGAAGAACUGUCACCAAGGCAACAAAAUCAAGCUGAAAUAAGGGCACUUUCACAACAGAGAAAGUGGCACUUGCCAAGCAAAACAGCCCUUAUGAGUGAAAUUUGAGGAACAAAUCAGGAAUAAGAGACCCAGCCCUGUGUACCUAGAGAGAAAAAGUCAUUUGAAUCAGGGUAAUUUUGAAUCUGAGAGAAACCUGACACACUUCUGACUCACCACUUGUCCAUGUUUUUUUUUUUUUUUAAAAGAGGAGACAUGGAGGCCAUUUAAAAAAAAUGGUCUGUUUAUUAAUAUUCUUUUUUAAAUAUUGCAAACACUGUUGGAGGAGCAGAGAACCAGCAACAUUGAUGCCUGUGUAUUAGCUCGUUUUCUGUUUGUCCACCUGUCCGAGUGUAGCAGCAGAAGUGGAGUCAGACUGGCCUCUUCUCUCUCAUUGAUUGGUUAUGCUCUUACACCCAGAUCAUAAAGGCACGCCAUUGGCCAGCAGGAGGCUGGGCUGACGCAGCACAACUACUUAUAGGCUUAAAUAUGACUUGUUAACAGUGGGCUCUGCAGUAAGGCAAAAUAAACACAAAAAUACCUUUAACAAAAUUAAAAAUUUGAAACCUUCUCUGUGAACAUCAGUCCAAGGUCUGUAUACUUUCUUCAGUGAAAGUUAGUGUGCAUACAGUCAGUCCAUGUAUUGCCAAACUCUCCCUCCAUCUUCCCUUCUCUGAUGCUUUGUGCUGUCAGAGGAGAACAUAUUUCUACAAAAGUCCCUUGAACUAAUGUACUUUGUCUCCUUUAACUUGUAUUACCUGUGACACAAUCAACAAAAUUCAUUUACCAGCGAAAAGUGGCUAUUAAACUUCAGCUUUACAAUAUGCUUUGUACAAAGAAAUCCCUAACCAUAUUCUUACAGUAUGUACAUUAAAACCCUCUUCUCCAAACAAGCUUUUCAA
This is a messenger RNA of Myxocyprinus asiaticus (Chinese sucker), 2412 nucleotides long. RefSeq names its product 1-acyl-sn-glycerol-3-phosphate acyltransferase delta-like. NCBI's taxonomy places the organism in Eukaryota, Metazoa, Chordata, Actinopteri, Cypriniformes, Catostomidae. The record is from RefSeq and is a predicted model, not a curated record. Gene Ontology annotation, molecular function: 1-acylglycerol-3-phosphate O-acyltransferase activity. Gene Ontology annotation, cellular component: endomembrane system; mitochondrial outer membrane. Bases 340 to 1473 code for a protein of 377 amino acids. The transcript is spliced from 9 exons.